AUGGCAUCCCUAUCCAUCACCGGUGACUUCCGUCGUCCCGGCGUCGAAGUCAAGCGCUACCAUGAUAAGAAAGCCAAAUGGGCUUAUGGAGGCCGCAGUGCGAGACACCUGCCGCGCCCGACAUCCUUUCCGACCAUUGAACGAUACAUCGAUCUCACAGCACGUCCGGCGUUGCCCUGGUCUCAUUACGCGGGCAUGAACCGAGCGUUGAAGCGCGACAACCAACACAACCUGAACAAAAUCGCCAACGGCGCCAAAGUGGCCAUGCGUUGGGAUACCCGCGAGGUCCUCGAUGAUGACGGCCAGUCCUCCGACUCAUCCGCCGACGAGUCCAUCACCACGAACGCUAUCCCUGGCCACGUCGACACCACCGCUCUAGAUGACGACGGCGCCCCCGUCCCAUACGAAGUAUCCGGCCAGACGAUCCUGUGCGACGCUGUGGACAAGGCGCUCGAGAAGUUCGAGACGAAGGAAACAGAGAAGUUGGUCAGAGAGUAUGAAGUUGUGUCGCAUGAUGGCGAGAUGGGCAUGGGAUACCCCGUGGAGGACGAAGGCUUCGAGUUGGUUGACUAUGUCCACGUCCAUGCAUGA
Molecule: messenger RNA, 591 nt
Organism: Aspergillus chevalieri
Lineage: Eukaryota; Fungi; Ascomycota; Eurotiomycetes; Eurotiales; Aspergillaceae
Exons: 2
Coding region: 1-591 (196 amino acids)
Source: RefSeq, a predicted model, not a curated record